AUGGGGUCACGAGAAGAAAUGGCGCAUUCUCUUCCCGUUCUCCUUGAGAACAUACAUAGUACAUACACCUUUCUCUAUCUCUCGCGCUCACUAUCAGGGGUCUGGGAUUGA
Colletotrichum tamarilloi is the source of this 111-nucleotide messenger RNA. RefSeq lists its product as uncharacterized. NCBI's taxonomy places the organism in Eukaryota, Fungi, Ascomycota, Sordariomycetes, Glomerellales, Glomerellaceae. The transcript has a single exon. The coding region runs from base 1 to 111 and encodes 36 amino acids. The record is from RefSeq and is a predicted model, not a curated record.